Molecule: messenger RNA, 1604 nt
Organism: Phragmites australis (common reed)
Lineage: Eukaryota; Viridiplantae; Streptophyta; Magnoliopsida; Poales; Poaceae
Exons: 7
Coding region: 16-1482 (488 amino acids)
Source: RefSeq, a predicted model, not a curated record
CUCUGCGAUGCAUGCAUGAAGAAGGAGGCGCUAGCCACUUUUGCCGGGUGUCCACUUCUUCUUCAGCUAUGGUCGUACGAGCAUUUCGCCAUAGGUAGGCCGGUGGUGGAUCGCUCCCCGUACCCAGAGGAGUGGUACGGCGAGAUGGAAGAGGACGCGCCGACAAUGGCCUCGCUGUGGUGUCGUCGACGGCCACACUGGGCCCACGAGCAGCCUCGCAGCGCGUACGAGCAUUUUCGUACCCAGUUUGACAGGCUACGUCCUAACGAUGUGGUAUGGGAGCCAUACAACGUUCGGGGCGUUCAUACACGUGCAGGGUCGGGAUUGUCACCCUUGUGCACCCGUGACGAGGAGUACUGGCUCACCAAGGCGCCCCUUGUCUUCGACAUCUACGUCGAAGAGUACUCACCGCAGCGCGUCAUGCGGCAGUUUGGCCGUCACCAGGCAUUCCCGCUCGUCCCCAUCCGUACAGUCCCCUUGCACGACGUUGUUGAUGAGGCGCAUCCCCACACCGAGGGAAACUUUACGGAGUACCUACGGUGGUACGUACCUCCUACGCGGACUCGUGUCACCUACACCCCUGAUGAUGUCCGGGGCCACGUCGCAUCGACAACGGAGACAUACCCGGUGCAUUGGGACGAGGACGCCGCUUUAGCAACAGAUAUCAUUUAUGAUGUAAAUAGGGAUGCAGCUGCUGCCAUGGACCGCGUCCGGCAAGGGCAUCACCUAAGUGCGUCGGAUGUUGCGAGCUUCAUUAGACGGGUUUUCGAUAAGACGACGCGCGCCCUGAAACUCACCUCCUGCCGAUCUACCACAGAUGCAGCAGGGCCGCCUCCCAGGACGAGUGGUGCACACGCCGAGUCGUCUCGGCCGUCAGACGUGCACCGACGUUCUUCAGUGUCGGCACCCACACGACCCCUCCUAUCACGUCUUGGAGGGUCCGAGCAACAUGGUCCGUCUCCACAAGUCUCGACGCAGCCUCGCAGAUUGAGCCCUGUACGUCCACAGUCAGGUUACUUCGGUGACGAGGCCGGUCCGUCUUCGGCGGCCCCACACCCUACCCCCACCCCCCCCCCCCCCGCAACGUACUACGGCACGUCAGCGUGGCCUUCUUCUGCUGCACCGUCGUACCACGCAGGCCCCUCCAGCCAGUACACAUGGACGCCUGCCGAGCCUUCACAGUCCUCCUACCCUAGUCAGGAGGAUGAGGCUGGCCCCGACACCGCAUACGACAUCGUCCGUGACUUCUUCGGGGGCACACCUGACUACGACGUCCUUCAGCGGUCCCAGGUUUCCAGUGCACCGCUUCGGACCCAGCCCACGCAUGACGAGCCCUCGACACCGGUGGUCCCUACUAGGCCUAGCAGACACGUCGGCCCACCUGACCCCCUCACCUACUCCAGGGGUCACGUGAGGGUUAACCAGCGGCAUCGGGACCACGAUGGGGCGCACGGACGACGGCAACGAGGGAGGCAUGAGUAGCAUUUUACAUUUUUUGUAACUAACAUAUGCGUAUUCGCUUCGUGAUGUGCUCAUAUGUAUUAAGACACGUUCACUUUGUAUGGUCGACUUAGCAUUUCGUAAAUGCAUUUCAUAUUCAGACA